AUGAAAAACCUCGAUGCGCACAAGUACAUUAAAUUGGUGAAUUUUCUAAACAAGAAGAAAAAGUACCCCCAGUUUAAUUUUAAAUAUGUCAAAGGCGAAGACGGAUGUGACCUUCAGCUAGCCAAUUAUGUAAAUACAAAGAAAGGAAUAAUACGAAAUGAUGCCUUAAGAUACACAAAUGACAGUGCAGUCUCGAAGAUACUACGUUCCAAUGUGACCGAGCUUGGAAAUGAGUCGGCGGUUUCUUCCACGCAAAGCAAAGGGGUGGAAAGGAAACUCUUUUCAUCGAAUGGAACUAAAGGGAAGAAGAAUAAUAGCAACCUGGGCAGGGGUUCCCAAACGAAUGAAGAUUUAACGAUACAGAUCGGUUGCAAAAUGAAACAGACAGGAUGGAGAAAGGUAGAUAUACUACCACACGAUGAUGGACUAGGCCAAGUUAGUCGACACAAGAAGGAAGACCAGGUCAAUUCCAAAGUGAUGCGAAUGAAUUGUAAUGGAGCAUCAUACGAAGGUGUUAAUCCGAUUGAGAGGAGAAGCAAUCUACACAGAAAUGACGAAAUGAACAAAUUAGAUUUUUUGCAAAAGAGGGAAUCCCCUCGAGAUGGGUAUAACAUGGAAGGAGGACAAAUACACACCAGGGGGAGAAUCACCCAUUUAGGGGUUAACCAUCGAGGGGGUCGUUACACCGUUAGUAAUGGUGAUGAAGGAAGCUACGAAACGGGGGAGAAGAACCGAGAUGUCAAUACCAUCCAAACAGAUGAAGGAACACAAAGAGAGUUAAGUAGCGAAGAAAAUUUUGCCAAGGUGAAAAUUACAAAGGAAAAUAUUAUAAUAAUGGAUAAUUUGAAGGAAGAAGGACGAAAGGGAAAAAAAACGAAAAAAAUGACCAUGACGGAGGAGAAGGAAAAUAUGGAUGACGAUGUAGAGAUGGUAGGGACCACCGAGAGAAGUGAUGGGCAAGAAAAAUGCUUCAAGGUAGAAGGGACACAAGGGGGAGAAGAAACAGGUGGUAGUACUGAUGGAGGAAAAAUCGAUGAAGUGACAGGAGAUAAGCAGAAGAAAUUAUACGGUGAUAAUCCAAAUGAGCAAGAAAAAGGAAAAGAAAAUGAAAAUGAAAAAGGUAGUGUAAAUUUCCAAAUGAAGAAUGCCAAGGCGAAUAAGAAGUGCCUGUACCCACAUGAAAUAGUGGAGUAUUUGAAUAAAUAUAUUAUAGGACAAACAGAAGCAAAGAAAGUCGUAGCUAAUGCAUUGAGACAGAGAUGGAGAAGGAUACAAGUAGAUGAAGACAUGAAGAAAGAUAUCAUUCCAAAGAAUAUAUUAAUGAUAGGACCAACUGGAGUUGGCAAAACGGAGAUAGCAAGAAGAAUUUCCAUGUUUGUGGAUGCACCAUUUAUCAAAGUGGAAGCGACCAAGUUUACUGAAGUAGGUUUUCACGGUAAAGACGUUGAUCAAAUUAUUAAAGAUUUAGUCGAAAUAGCGGUGAAGAGACAAAAAACAAAAUUCGAAAUUGAGAUAAGGGAACAAGCAGAAGAAACGGUAGAAAAUAUUAUUUUGUAUUCUCUAUUGGGAAAUAUAAAAGAGGAGGAGAAAAAUAUUUGGAGAAAAUAUUUAAAAGAUGGCUCUCUAGAUGAUAAGACUGUCAGUAUCGAUAUUCCCAACUAUGUAAAUAAUAACAUGUUUUCGAACGACUCAGUGGAGAAUGCAGUUAAGGAAGCUCUAAGCAAUCACCAAAAUAUUAAGAGCGUCAAAAUUAUCCACCAAAAUAUUAACAAACAGAAUGAUAAAAAAACGAUGACUAUACGAGAAGCGAAGCAGAAACUGUUGCAGUUAGAAAUCGACUCCUCGAUGAAUCAGGACGUUAUUCUAAAAACAGCUAUCAGCUCCGUAGAAGAAGAAGGAAUUGUGUUCAUUGACGAAAUUGAUAAAAUUUGUUCCAAAUCGAACUCCUCAUACAACGGACCUGAUGCAAGCGCGGAGGGGGUUCAAAGAGAUUUACUGCCCCUCAUAGAAGGAUGUGUAAUUAAUACCAAGUAUGGAAAUAUCAACACGAACUAUAUUCUGUUCAUCGCUUCGGGGGCAUUCCAACGAGUGAAGCCGAAUGACAUGCUCAACGAGCUACAGGGAAGAUUGCCUGUCCAUGUGAACCUCUCCAGUUUGACCAUAAAAGAUUUUAUAGAAAUUUUAACCAAGACACAUAAUAAUUUGCUGCAACAAAAUAUUGCCCUGCUGAAAACGGAAGGCAUCGAUCUGCAGUUUACCGAUGAUGCCAUUGAAACCAUUGCCAAUGCUGCACAUGACAUGAACUUUUACGUUGAGAAUAUCGGCGUGCGAAGACUGCAUACCAUCAUAGAGAAGAUCAUGGAGGACAUAAACUACGACGUUUAUAAUUAUGUGAACAAAACAAUUGUCAUCGACAAGGAGAAGGUGAAGAAGUCCCUCGAGGGGUUCAUUAAGCAGUUCGACUUGAAGAAGUACAUCAUUUGA
This is a messenger RNA of Plasmodium cynomolgi strain B, 2484 nucleotides long. RefSeq names its product ATP-dependent heat shock protein. NCBI's taxonomy places the organism in Eukaryota, Apicomplexa, Aconoidasida, Haemosporida, Plasmodiidae. The transcript has 2 exons. Gene Ontology annotation, cellular component: HslUV protease complex. The record is from RefSeq and is a predicted model, not a curated record. Gene Ontology annotation, molecular function: peptidase activity; ATP binding; ATP hydrolysis activity. The coding region runs from base 1 to 2484 and encodes 827 amino acids.